Messenger RNA from Culex pipiens pallens (northern house mosquito), 2440 nucleotides. RefSeq lists its product as uncharacterized. The record is from RefSeq and is a predicted model, not a curated record. NCBI's taxonomy places the organism in Eukaryota, Metazoa, Arthropoda, Insecta, Diptera, Culicidae. Bases 1064 to 2119 code for a protein of 351 amino acids. The transcript has 5 exons.
CAAGUUCUUUGUGAAAGUGAAUACGUGAUCCAUGAUUUCACCUUCAAAAAUCAACCCCAAGCAAGUGUUUGAAUAGUGUGAUCUUAUUGUGCAUCGUCACCAAGUGCACGGCGUAGAAUCGAAAGAAAGUCGCAUCCUGAUUUUUCUUCAACCCCCUUUACUCGAAAGGAUUCAUGCACGUAACAAAAGCACCUGCAGCACUACAACUACUACUACCCCAACCGCUGCUAGAGUGCAACCACACAGCGCGGCGAGUCCUGACAGGUUGGACCAGCAAGGAACAGGACACGCAGUCGAGCCGGUUGGAGAGAAUUUAAAGAUAAAUAUAGACAGCGCCAGGGACAAAAUGAAGAAACUCGAUACCGAUUUAUGACUCGUAAAAACCAGAUCGGGUGGCUGUAAACUAAAGGUGACGACCCGUUGUCUACCGGCGGCUUCAACCGUGACGACCUACCAGCUAGCACCACCGACUAUACCCCCUCCCCAACCACCGACUCCGACCAACGACGAAGACGACGGAACUGCAGUCACCUUCGAGCUGGGUGCGGGAAGCGGACCCCCCACAAACAUCACCACCAAUCCCUCCUUUUCCAUCAGUAGCAGCAGCAGCAGCAACAACAGACAUAACCAUAACCAUCCACAGUCACAUCAAGAACAAGCCGAAACUGCCACCCGAAGAAUCGAUAACAGCCACUACUAUAAUAGCUCAACGAACGACUCCGGCAUCGAUAUUCAGGCGCCGGGCGCAGAAACAUCAGGCACCGUGGACCGGCCCGCGACGGAAUACGUACGGAACAAGAGUACGACGCGCAGUUGGCCGGUAAUACACCGGAACAACUCGUACCGGUACCAGCUACAGCCGUCGGGACAUAACCACCGGCGGCAACAAUCGCACCAAUACUAUCAAUAUGACUACGACGCCCUAACCGGUGCGAACUGUCCCUCAAAUGAUACCAACAACAACAUCAACUUUACCCUGAACGAAGAUUAUCUAGUCAACAAUAGCAGUUACGAUAAAUCGCCCAGCAUUGAUAGCUAUUAUUAUCAGCACUAUAGGCCUAGUAUGCAACAGUCGACCACGACCAUGACCACGACUACUGCAGGACAGGGCGGCGCCACCAUCACUUCUACCGCACACCACCAAACCCAAGCCGGCACGGCGACCUGUUGUAUGAUGCCACCACCGGUUCUAUUCCUAUUCUUCACAUUGCUGAUGACCUCGAGCGCGACGGCCAUGCUCUGCGCCGCCAUCAUGACCGAUCACUGGGAGCACGUGUCCUGGAACCGGGACCACCUGGAACGACUCGCAAACAAAUCGUCCAUCGAGCUGCAGUGGUACCUGGACGGCCGGGCGGCCAAGUUCUCCCUGUCCGAGAUGCACCGAAAGUCCGGAGACGCUAGGAGAAAAGAUCUUGACCUGCCACGACGCUACGGCUACGGACCUCGGAACAACAAACCGUCGCCAGUGGACAACCGAGCCAACGUGUUCCUGGUGCCGAUGAACGGCGGCAUCUGGACGCUGUGCGUCGAUCUCACGCCCGACGAGCUCCGGUCAAUGUCCGAAGACGGCUUCCCGCAGGUCGACCAGUGCGUCAACUAUCUCGCCGGCAAUACCGACAACGGCGCCCAACCGAACGCCAACGAAGAAAAUACCCGUGCCGAAUGGCAACACAGUGAGUUCCAGCCCUCAUUACAUCCGCAUUUAAGAAUGCAGAACCUGUCGAUCUCCUGCUCACUGGUGUGCCUUAUCAUCCUGGGUAGUGCCGCCCUGGUCGGGGCAUUUGGCGUGUGUCAGCGGCAGAUCAGUGCCGUGCUGGUUACCGGCGUGAUGUACUUGUUGGCCGCUCUGUUUGCACUGUUCACGCUGAUGAUAAUACACUUCAAGCGCCAGCAAGGACGUCCGCUGACGGAGAUCGACUACGGCGUGUCCAUCGACGGCGUGGUCGCCAUCAAGCCGGACUAUCUGUACGCUCAGCCGCUGCUGGACGCGCGGGUCAUCGUAACCGCCUGGAGCCUCGACCUCGGCUGGGGUGGCGUCGUUCUGUGCGCCUUCACCGCGUUCCUCUGGAUACUGCUGUCCAAGAUCAUGAGAUUCAACCCGCUGUCGGCAAUGAUUUGAUGAUUCAAAAUCAAGUUCAACAAGGUGGCCGUCUACAAUGUGACAUAGGCAAAUGCGUCGCGGCGGUGCGUGAUCUGUGGUUAAUAGGUACUUCUCUGCAUGUUCCAAGAUUGUUUUACCCCCAUCCACAACACGCUCUACAGCCAUUGAAGAAGAACCAACAACUAGACUCUCCCUUCCUCCCUCCACCCCCACAUCUUUGAAAUCGAUCAGUAGUGUGGCCUAUCCAGUUUAAGAUACACACUAACAUACCACGUACAUAUUAAAAGAAAAACACCCAUCUAACGAAUUCAAUACCACCUCUUUGUAGAACAAAUCAAA